AUGUCGUCUUCAUCUUCACUUAUGUGCAAUAUAUGUAAAAAAGUUUUUGGGUACCAACGGAAUUUAGUAGCACAUAGAAAGAAGUGUGGCAGUGGAAUCGUUGAAGAAAAUAUCAUUAAAAAAUCAAUAAAAUGUCCAGACAAUAAAUGUGGACAAUUAUUCAGCGGAUAUGCAUUGCUACGAAAACAUGUUGAAGAGUACCACAAAAUCGUUCUAACAAAAGAACAUAUUUAUUUUAAAACUCUAAAUGAUUUUAAGGAAUGGAAACAGAAGGUUGAAAAAGAAAAUGUUUGUUCAUAUAUUACAAAAUCAACAGCUAGUAUUAAAAAUGGAAAACGAACUUAUUACAAUUGUCAUCGUAGUGGAUACUUUAGUAGUAAAUCACGUGGGAUUAAGCGUAUUAAAAGCCAAGGAAGUAAUAAGAUAGGAUCAACAUGUACGUCUUCAAUGGUGGUGACGGAAGAUGCUAAUGGAAUAAAUGUUGAUUAUAGCAGCACCCAUUUUGGGCAUGGGUCUAAUUUAGGUAGAUGUAGGUUAACUGCCAAUGAACGUUCAAUGAUAGCAGGGCCUCCAAAUAUUGGGCAGGCCGAUUUUGGUCUAACAAGCCACAUGGAAAAUUUUAAAUAUUUAGAAAUUGUAAAAUUGACAGAUUUAGACGAUGCUUUCUAA
Messenger RNA from Metopolophium dirhodum (rose-grain aphid), 669 nucleotides. RefSeq lists its product as uncharacterized. The transcript is spliced from 4 exons. NCBI's taxonomy places the organism in Eukaryota, Metazoa, Arthropoda, Insecta, Hemiptera, Aphididae. The record is from RefSeq and is a predicted model, not a curated record. Bases 1 to 669 code for a protein of 222 amino acids.